This is a messenger RNA of Malania oleifera, 1503 nucleotides long. RefSeq names its product auxin-induced protein 22D-like. Gene Ontology annotation, cellular component: nucleus. The record is from RefSeq and is a predicted model, not a curated record. Gene Ontology annotation, biological process: regulation of DNA-templated transcription. The transcript is spliced from 4 exons. NCBI's taxonomy places the organism in Eukaryota, Viridiplantae, Streptophyta, Magnoliopsida, Santalales, Ximeniaceae. The coding region runs from base 512 to 1099 and encodes 195 amino acids. Gene Ontology annotation, molecular function: protein binding.
GCUUCAUUUCAAUGGCUUCCUCUCUCUCUCUCUCUCUCUCUCUCUCUUCUUAGUCCAACGGCCCAGAUUCCUCUCCCACACCCCCACAAAACCGCAUCUUCACCGUCCAACCCAGGCUCCAGUAUUCCACAUGGGCGGCUGAGCUUGUCCCACCCUUGUCCCCUGCCCCCAGGGGCAACGCCCUCAAAGGUGCUGCUAUUGCUACCGACAGCUUAGCUUGCCUUUGUCCAGAAUUCAUGCAUUCAUUACCAAAAACAAAAGCUUUCCGCACCCUCCUCGCCCUUUUAUCAUCAUAUAUGCAUCUCUAUAAAAUACCUUUGCAUUAUAACCCCUUCUCCCAAUUCACUCACACCUCUCUCAACGGAAUUCUUUCUCCUCUGUACAAACUAUAGAAGAAGCUUAAGCUAAGCUAAGUAGGCCCUCUGAUUCAUCAGAACUCACAGGACUUUCUACUCAAAUCGAUUGGGCUUCUGAUCUAAGCAUCACUCUUUGUCGGGUUUGGUUCAAGAAAAUGGAAAGCACCGGAAAAUACGAGACCGAGCUCAACCUUGAGGCCACCGAGCUCAGACUGGGCCUGCCGGGCACGGAUGAGUCGGACAAACAGGCUGUAUUCGUUAUUAGGAACAACAAGAGAGUUCUGGGCGGCACCACGGAGGAGUGUGGAUCGAAUGGCAAUUCUGAUGCCCGGCACGGCGACCGGGAAACCGCUCCUGCCACCAAAGCGCAGAUAGUUGGGUGGCCGCCAAUCCGAUCCUACCGGAAAAAUAGUUUCCAACAGAAGAAAAGCACCGAGGCUGAGACUGCAGGAAUUUACGUUAAAGUUAGCAUGGAUGGAGCCCCUUACCUCAGAAAGAUUGAUCUGAAGGUUUACAAAUGCUACCCAGAGCUUCUAAGGGCCCUAGAGAACAUGUUCAAGAUUGCUAUAGGUCAAUACUCAGAGAGAGAAGGCUAUAAAGGAUCCGAAUACGCACCAACUUAUGAAGACAAGGAUGGUGACUGGAUGCUGGUUGGAGACGUCCCAUGGGACAUGUUCACGUCCUCUUGCAAGAGACUUCGAAUCAUGAGAGGAUCGGAAGCCACAGGCCUGGGUUGCCCAUGAUAGGAAGGAGAGGAAAAAGACCUCUCUGCAUGAAGAGAAUUAAUCAUUCAGCUUGGGUUCUCCAAGAAGAUAUUUGGAUCCAGAUCUCCCUUUUUCCUCUAUCAGCUACCUUUUUUGGGGUUGGACCGGGAAUCACAGACAGAAGAACGGGAAAUUUGGUUAAAUCGCAGCUUUUCUCCUAACUCGGUGGCAGCAAGAUCAAUGGUAGUUUUCAGCAACUGUGAUAUUGUUGUCUUGUUUGUAAUAAUUCCAUCGAAUCAAGACUGCAUUGAUAGGGAUAUCUUCUUCAUAUGCAGCUGCAUAAGAAGCUAUGACAUGGUUAUCCAAGUUUUGGUUAUGUAUCAUUUUUAUUAUUGUUGUUGUUAUUAUUAUUAAGAAGGAAAAAGAAGCUCGCAAGUUUGAUA